Molecule: messenger RNA, 462 nt
Organism: Capronia epimyces CBS 606.96
Lineage: Eukaryota; Fungi; Ascomycota; Eurotiomycetes; Chaetothyriales; Herpotrichiellaceae
Exons: 3
Coding region: 1-462 (153 amino acids)
Source: RefSeq, a predicted model, not a curated record
AUGCCAUACACCACUGAAGGCACGGCGUGGCCGACAUCGGUCACGCUCCCCGACUCGAUCAAAGACCUCAUCGCCGUCUUCUACACCCUGGCCGACGACAAGUCCGCCGACGCGGGCCCGCGCAUGGCCAAGGAAAUCUUUACCGCCGACGCGCAUUUCGGCGGUGCCACGGCAGUGCACAAGGGCAGUGAAGACAUCGCACAUAGCAGAGUCAACGCGUGGAAAACAGUGACUUCGCGCCGCCACGUCGUGAAAAAGGUCUUUGCUCACGACGCCGCCGGCCACGACCUCCUGCUUCUGGCCGAGCUCGAACAGGGCUUUGUCAAUGGGAAGAGCCUGCUCUCGCCCUUCGUCGUGCACGUCGUCGUCGAUGCCGACAGCGUCAAGGCGGGCAGUCCGAGAUUUAGUUAUAUGCAGGUCUAUGCUGACACCGCCCCCGUGAUUGCCGCGUUGAAGGGAUGA